Messenger RNA from Cryptosporidium ubiquitum, 492 nucleotides. RefSeq lists its product as uncharacterized. The transcript has 2 exons. NCBI's taxonomy places the organism in Eukaryota, Apicomplexa, Conoidasida, Eucoccidiorida, Cryptosporidiidae. The record is from RefSeq and is a predicted model, not a curated record. Bases 1 to 492 code for a protein of 163 amino acids.
AUGGAUGAAUCAUCAAUUCACCUGCCUGUAAUAAAUGUAUGGAAUAAACAAAUGGAAAAAAUCAAACUUUUUAUAAAACAAAAUAUUAACUUAGAAUUUGAUGAUUUAGAAGGAAAAUUCCUUGUUUUACAGAAAGAAAUGACAGAUGAAAUUAAAGGAAUACUCUUUGCAAAUUAUAAAAACUUGGAUCUUACUCACCAAAAGGAGUGCCCAAAAAUGAAUAGACUAGUGAGUGAAAACAAAUUACUUCUUAAUCAACUUAAAGAAAUUGGUAAGGAAUUAAUAAUAAAAAGUGAGCAAAUUCAAGAAAAAAACGCGAUGAUAGACACGUGUCAGAAAGAAAUUAGGAAGCUUGAGUUGGAACGGACUGUUAACAGAAUCCAAGAAAAUAUGGAUAAAGAUCAAAACUUGGAACUUGUUACCAGAUUAGAAAAUCAAGUCUUCACACUAAACCAAAAAUUAAACAUUAUUAAGGAUGCAAUUAACAAUUAA